This is a messenger RNA of Sinocyclocheilus anshuiensis, 3900 nucleotides long. Its product is annotated as poly [ADP-ribose] polymerase 10-like. Gene Ontology annotation, molecular function: NAD+ poly-ADP-ribosyltransferase activity; RNA binding; transcription corepressor activity. The coding region runs from base 60 to 3569 and encodes 1169 amino acids. Lineage: Eukaryota; Metazoa; Chordata; Actinopteri; Cypriniformes; Cyprinidae. Gene Ontology annotation, biological process: negative regulation of gene expression; protein poly-ADP-ribosylation. The record is from RefSeq and is a predicted model, not a curated record. Gene Ontology annotation, cellular component: nucleus; cytoplasm. The transcript has 11 exons.
GUCCACCGUCUCGAAGCCGGAAGUAGCGCGUGAGUCACUGCAGCGGUGCAUGUUUCAGGAUGGCCGAGAGCAGCCUGGAGGAGCGCUGUGUGGAGGUUCUGGAUGUUCCUGAUGAUUUGGACGAUGAAUUCCUCUCUCUCUACUUUGAUAACAAGCGGCGCUCUGGCGGAGGGAACGUGGUCUCUUUGGAGAGACAUGGAAAGCAUGCACUGGUGGUUUUUGAAGACGCAGAGACUGCUGUCAGAGUUGUCUCCAAGACCCAUGUGCUCCAGAAUAACACACUGACGGUGCGGAGGAAACCACCAAAGGACCCUGGAAAGCUGCUGCUGAAAGGGCUCAAUCCACACACUUCACUGGAGCAUGUGGAGCUUUACAUAGAAAAUGUUACUGGGAUGUGUUGUGAAACAGACUUCAUCCUGUAUCCAUCUCCGAACAAGGACCUGGUUCUAAUACAUCUGAAAAACCCUUUAGACAAAGAUUUUCAGAUGCUCAGAGACGAAGUUUCCACGAAGCCUCUGAACGAAGCAAAGGUCACUCUGGAGCAGGUGGAAUCUACAGACUCUGUUUCGGUGGCCAAUCUGUCUCCUGCGCUCACAGAGGACGUGCUGGAGCUCUACUUUGGGAGCAGUCGUGCUGGAGGCGCUGACGUCCUAGCAGUUAGCAUGCUAGCAAAUGGCCGUGCGAUGGUUUCUUUCAAGGAUGUGAAGUCUGUGGACUGCGUUCUCCAGAAAUCCCAUCAUUUGGAAGGGACAGAUUUAGUAGUGGAGCCUUACUUUAAUUUCUUGCAUGAUCAGUUGUCUGUGAGCGCUCAAGAUGAACAAGGAACAUUGAUGGAUGGGAACCAAUCACAGACAGUCUCACCCCAAAGUCCGACUGCUUCUGUCCCAGAGGCAAGCAUCCGCUUAGGACACGAUGCUGCCACAUGUUUAGUGAGUACUACUGCGUCUGCUCCUGAGCCAUCUAUCCAGAAGGAAUGUGUUAGCUUCGUAUCUGUGCUUGACGCCACUAAACGUCACCUGCUCAGUUUGAGCAAUUUGCUUGAAACCUUCAAAAAGGAUCACCCCAAAUUCGACGUCAGUCUAUUAAAAGAUGGCAUCCAAGUCAAAGGUCCUGACCAAAUUGAGGUUGAAAGACUUAAAAACGAAGUUCUGCAGUUCCUGACUGGUGUUGUGGAGGAACAUCUGACGCACAACAAGCUCAAAGCUGAGUUUCUCGGACGGGAGGAUGUUAAAAAAAGGCUGAAUUUGUCUUUGAAAAGCGUACCUUCAACCUACAGCGUGUCAGGCUGUACGGUCACUGUAACGUCUCCGUCCCGUAGCGCCGUCAGGCAGGCCCGAGACCUGAUAGAGUCCCAGAUCUCAGAGUUCACUGUGCCCAUAGCCAAAGAGUGCGAGAGCGUGCUCUGCUCACAGGAGUGGUCUGAUUUCCGGGCGUCUCUGGACUUCUGCAGUGCCAAACUGUCCGACGCCGGUGGAGCGAUUACUGCCCUCACCCUGACAGGGAUGGAGAAGGACAAUCAAGAGCAGAUGGUUGUGUUUCUCAGCACACCACGCCAGAAGGAGAUCGUCCUGUCUAUGGAGCCAGGAAUACUCAAAUUCCUGCAACUCCAUCAUCAAGGUCUGCUGGCGGACAUGGGAGAGGUCAUCCUAUUCCCUCUGGAGACUGCAGAUGGAUUGAGUAUUCAGGGAGAAUCGAAUGUGUGCCAGUCGGCGGCAGAAUUAUUAAGUGCUAUUAUCGGCUCAAUCUUUACAAAGACCAUUGUGGUCACCCAGCCUGGCAUUUCCCGCUUCCUGCUGGAGGAAGAGGGUGUCAGCAUACUGGCAGAGAUGACAGCAAAGUUCGAAGUCUAUAUCGACAUGGCCAAAGUGCACUGGGAGCCGCUAGAAGAUGGUGACAUACUGGAGCUGGCAUGGAAAAUGACAACCUGUCAAAACUUCCAGAGAAGUUUCUCUGCAAAUUCCGUGCAGGACUUCACUGCUGGAGUCCCGAAUGGACGUACUGAUGCACAUACUUCAGCUCGUAUUGAAGAGGCUAAGAAGAUCUUGGCAGUCAUUGGCAGUGAUUUGAACCCCCAACCUUCUAGUUUAGGAGCCACAGACAUUGAAUCUGUAGAUCUGUAUUCAGACCAGAGCCGAGAUACCUCAGCAGUGGCAGAAGAAGAGGACGACCAACCCCAAUCACUGCAGGCCCAUGACCUCCAGAGCUCCUCUGCACCCAUGAACGCCUGCAGCCUCGACGAAGACGCAAGCCUCUUGCUGGCCAUUCAGAUGUCAAUGGAGCUCAACCAAAGGUCGGACGCAGAGGACAUCCAGAAAGCGCUAGAACUGUCCAGGAGCGACUCCAUGCCAAACCAGGAGAACACGCAGCUGGAGAGAGCGUUUGACAUGUCCUUGGAAGACGCCAUCAAGUCAGCCAAUAAAGCCGAGAUCUGUGUGUUUGCUAACUACAACCAUGAUCUUGUCAGGGUGGACAUCGCAUUGGGCAAGAAGGUUGGAUUGAGACAGUGUGAGGAGAAGGUCGAGAACAAGAACCUGCGGAAACUCUCCUCCCAUCAGAAGAGAUGCAUAGAGCUCAUUAAGAGGAAGCAUGCUGUUGAGAUCAGCAUCCAGGGCACCACCGCCGUCCUCUCCGGCUUUAAAGAGCAUGUCUCUGAGGCCGUGGUGGACCUGAAAAACGUCCUGAGAAGGACAGAGAGCAUGAUGAUGGAUGCUGAAAUCGUGAAGACAGUACAGUGGGUGUGGUACGAGCAGGGCUCCUCCUCGAAGGCCAUCCCGUACCCGCCAGAUGCCACGGUGUUCAUUGAGAACGCUUGGAAGAUGAAGCAGAAGAAGACUGAUAUUCUCUUCAACAAUCAGCCGUGCAGCAUUGACUUCGAGAAGAUGGAAGAGCAUAGUUUGGCAUCCGGGAAAACCGUGCCUAUUAAACGGAAGAUGCUGAGCACAGAGGACUUGUACAUGGAUGGUGCAGAUGAAGAUUGCAGUCUGCUGUCCAGCAUGCCUGAAGUGUGUCCAGUGGAUGAAGACUCUGAUGAAUUCGAGAAUGUGGUCAAAGAUUUCUAUGACACCCUUCAGGACAGCCACAACAAAAUCAGAAUCAUUAAGGUUGAUAAGCUGAUGAAUAAACUCCUGCAUGACCAGUACAGGCUGAAGAAGGUCAGUAUUGAGUGCAGCUCCUCAGAGGCGCAGGUGGAGCGCACCCUCUACCACGGCACCAGUGAGACCAGCGUCAAGGAGAUCUGCAUUCACGGCUUCAACAGGAGCUUCUGUGGGAAAAACGCCACUGUGUACGGUCAGGGUGUGUAUUUUGCGGUGAACGGCUCACUGUCCGUCUCUGACACCUACUCCCCACCCAAUGCAGAUGGGCACAAGUUUAUUUUUGUGGCCAGAGUGCUGACCGGAGACUUCACCGUGGGCAAGUACGACUACAAAACCGCCCCGCUGAAGGAGAGCUCUGGCGUUCCUGUCAGAUACCACAGCGUGACGGAUCAGAUCAACUCCCCGACGCUGUUCGUCAUCUUCAACGACACACAGGCUUACCCACAGUACCUCAUCACAUGCAAGAAGAUCUAAGGCUGAUCACAUGCCUUCUCAUUUAUAAUGCCACUGGCAGUCAUGUCUAAUCAUGAACCCACUCUUACUUUACUGCACAUGUGUUUAUUUUAAACAGGAUUUUGUCUAAACAGUAGUUGAGUGUUGUUUUCUUUUCAUUUUAUGAAUAAUAGGAUUCUUCUGUAUUGUAAGUGACUGACAAAAUGUUUUCAUAUUUUGGUGUCCUUUAAUGAUUGAUAUUUUUUAAACAAAUGUAUUCAGUCGUAAUGUAUUGUCUGCUUUAAGACUGUCAGCUUCACAUCACUCACAGAUGAGUAUUUUUGGUGUCAAAAAAUAAAGUAAAUAAAUGCUG